AUGCUUCACGGUACUGCCCUCAUGUUAAUUAAGACAAAUAACAAUAUGAGCAACAAAGAAAAUAACAACGAUAACAACCACAUCGACAGCAACAACAACAACUUCAACUCCAGCUACAACAACAUCUUUGAAUUGUUUCAAGCGCAGGUAAGAAGUGAAGAUGCUGUUAUGAGGCUUGAGAGGCUGCUUGCAUCCCUCGUCCAGACUCAAGAUCUACUCGGCGAGGAUAAUUAUGGUGGAUCACAGAAAGCUGCAAGACAAGGAUGGAUGAGUGGGUUGCUAGAAUUCAAUUCAAGCAAAUGCAAGCUUAAGAGGAGAGAAGUUCGUCAGCCAUUUCGACAAGAGGUGUUCAACAUCAUCCAUCAAGAGAGGUGUUCAACAUCGUCCAUCAAGAGAGGUGUUCAACAUCAUCCAUCAAGAGAGGUGUUCAACAUCGUCCAUAAAGAGAGGUGUUCAACAUCAUCCAUCAAGAGAGGUGUUCAACAUCGUCCAUAA
Messenger RNA from Procambarus clarkii (red swamp crayfish), 495 nucleotides. The record is from RefSeq and is a predicted model, not a curated record. Lineage: Eukaryota; Metazoa; Arthropoda; Malacostraca; Decapoda; Cambaridae.